Laccaria bicolor S238N-H82 is the source of this 459-nucleotide messenger RNA. RefSeq lists its product as uncharacterized. NCBI's taxonomy places the organism in Eukaryota, Fungi, Basidiomycota, Agaricomycetes, Agaricales, Hydnangiaceae. The record is from RefSeq and is a predicted model, not a curated record. Bases 1 to 459 code for a protein of 152 amino acids. The transcript is spliced from 3 exons.
AUGUCAGGACAUGCAACGUUUUUAAAGAGGUUCUUUCGCAUUAAUGAGCACUGCUUCCAUCCGGAUCCAUCGUGUAAUAUCUCAACCGCCAGCACCAGCAAUGUCGACGGCGUAGGAAAAUUGGUUGCUUGGAGGCAACAAAUGCCUGUGGCUAAAAAUACCGCACUGUAUGCCGAUCUAAACCCUACGGGAGGGUACAACGGCAACUACGGCACUGGGGAGCAGGUACUCCAGGAAAAACGUGCCCCACCUUCUCAAAACCCUGUACGGGACCGAGUAGCAUCGGUGCAAGUAACUGAUUUUGCAAAACGACGGAGAAAACAAUCUGGCCGUGGGCAGUUCGAGUGUCAGUGGUGCGGUGCUGAUUUCACAGCUAAACAUAACCUUAAACGUAAGACCUUGAUAUUUUUUGUUUUCUGUGUUUCCUUUACGCUCCGUCUUGCCCUUAGAUCACAUUAA